CAUAAUUUGUAGUUGGAUGGUUUAAAACCUUAGAGUAGUUAUCUAAAUCCCUUCCCAAAUCUUCUACUUAGUUAUAAUUUUUGUGUUCAGUUGCCGUGGAUAAGUCAUGUGAAUAAUUUUUGAAUUAGAAAACUAAGAAACCCCAAUAGAACUAGAACUCCUCCUUAUCUCAACUAGUUAUAGGUUCCUAUAUAUAUUUUGGUUUGUAUUUGUAUAAGUCUAGGCUUUUCAAACCAACAGAAACAUCAUUUGGUGCAAUGGAAGGGUUCGUUCUGUGUGUAUCUGAUCUGGUUAUUUGCUUAAUGAGCUUCUCUUAUGGCUCUGCCUAAAUUGUUGUGUUUUUGUUGCAGCUUGGACAAGAGAACGCCGGAAUCAAAUGGCUCAAAUGAGAUUAACCAGAUGUCAAAACUAUAUUCUCUUAUGGAAGAGUUGAAAGUGAAUCAAUUAGCGUUGAAGAAUGAUAUGGAGCAAAACAUAAGCGAGUUGAGGAGAUCGCUAGAUUCUUUAACUGACUGGUUGAUGGAGAAGUUUGCUACCAUCAGACCUGGUGAUCCCUGCGAAAGUGGUAUGAAGCACAACAAAGACAAGGGAGUGGAGGUUAUUAACAUCAGCACGGAUAGCUCAUGCUCCUUGUCAAGAACCACUGCACCCAAGAUGACAGACAAAGCUGCAAGUGCAAGGAAAAAGGGAAAGGUUGGCGUGAAGCCGCCUGUCAAAGUGAGAAGUCCCAUUUUGACAAGGAGAUACAAUGAAAUGAGAAAUAAAAGAAUAUAUUCCAUUGGGCCCUUUACAACUUCCUCUCGUGCAUGCCCAAUGGAUCUGAUUUUGAUAACCCAUGUGUUUGACCAGUCAAAAGAUGAGUGUGAGGAGCUUGUAAGAUCUCCAUGGUUUAAUCUGAAUCGGGCACAAUUUAAGGGAUUAGCACCAGAUUUAAUGUUGUCUUCUCAGGUUAUUACCAUGUGUGUGGACUUCUUAACUCUAGAAGAGUUUCGUAAGGAAAAACGUGUGCGAUGGUUCUUACCACCAGCCUUUUCUAUGUCUGUGCGUGGAUAUUCUGAGGAGAAUAUUAGACGCGUGUACUGUUCAGAAGAUUUCAACGACUGUGAGAAGAUUUUUGUUCCCAUUCUGCUGGACAAUCACUUUUUUCUCAGCGUAUUUGACCUUAAGAAGGAGGUCAAACAGAUAUGGGAUUCAUAUCCGAACUUUCUCGAUCCGGGCAGGAGGGAAGAAAAACUAUCACAAGUAGCAAAAGCACUAGACUCCCUGGUUAUGGUGAAGAUUAUUAAAAAGUUGGAGGUCAACUUGCUGGAAUCUUUCACUACUGAAAUAGUGGUUAACGCUCCACGACAGAAGAAUGGGGUUGACUGUGGUCUUUUCGUGACGAAGUUGAUGAGAAACAGUGGGUGCUUAGAUGAUUGUGCACGUAAAAUGAAGAAGAAGUUUGAGAGUCAAGAUGAGAGGCUUGAUCUAGCAUUGUAUUUGCUGAAUAACAAGGAGAAUGAGAUUAAAGAUGUGCUUCACCGGAAAGUUGUAAUGGAAAGUGGUGAAGACAUUGAUGAAGUUGAGGGUACUGCUGAGAGGAGCGAAACACCCAAAAAAGAUGGGAAUUUUACUACUUAUAAGCUGUAGUUGGUUUUCCUUGUUCAAUAAUUAUAGACUCUUUAGAAGAAUAAACAUGGCUAGGCUAUUGCGUUGGACUGUUUUUAAUAAUCCUGAUAGUGUUUAGUUGUGGGAACGUUGUGGGUUUGAAUAUGGGGGACCUCGAUUUGUUUUAAUUCUUUACGAGAGGUUGAUAUGGUGUGGCUAGUGGUUUUGUUUGUGUGCUUGUUUCGUGGAUGGGUACUGCUGUUUUUUCCAUAUUGCAGCAACUACGCAUUUUGUUUUGGCUCUGUUCUUAGGCUGCUUCUUGUACUAGUUGUUUUCUGCCUACUUCAUUCACUUCCUGUUUGAGGGAGCAAAGAGUUUCAGGUUAUCAAAAACAAGCUCCAUGUAGCAGAGUCUGGAAUGAUGGAGUAGAAUAUUGCACAAGAGAUUAUAUCCUGCCGGAAAAUGACAAGCACAUGUAUUUGGUGGUUCGGAUGCCAAAUACACUACUGUUACUUGUGCCGCAAGGUUUUGAAGCGUACCAGUGAGCAUAACGGACCAAAGAACUGCAAGCAACAUAUGGUAGCAUAGGCUUUGAUGUUCAGUCAUUACCAGAUGGAGGAUUCCACUCAGUUUUUAUCAAAGCAGACUCAGACCAGCUAGUGUUGACGAAUGUUAUAUUUUGAUUGAGUAGUCGUUUUACACUAGUCAAUCAAUGUAUAGAACUAUCAAUUUGCCUCAUCAGAUUAGCAUGAUGUGGAACCUUCACACCCAUGCUUAAUUGUGGAAACAAAACUCAGAUCAAUGGGAGGAGAAUCAUGGUUGUUCUGUUUUUAUUGAUUAGCUUGAUUUACUGGAAACUUUGCUUUUGAAAA
Linum tenue is the source of this 2459-nucleotide messenger RNA. Lineage: Eukaryota; Viridiplantae; Streptophyta; Magnoliopsida; Malpighiales; Linaceae. The record is from the annotation of a GenBank genome assembly.